Messenger RNA from Cottoperca gobio, 2151 nucleotides. RefSeq names its product cholinergic receptor, nicotinic, alpha 7a (neuronal) (gene chrna7a). Gene Ontology annotation, biological process: monoatomic ion transmembrane transport. The record is from RefSeq and is a predicted model, not a curated record. Gene Ontology annotation, molecular function: acetylcholine-gated monoatomic cation-selective channel activity; transmembrane signaling receptor activity. NCBI's taxonomy places the organism in Eukaryota, Metazoa, Chordata, Actinopteri, Perciformes, Bovichtidae. Bases 177 to 1610 code for a protein of 477 amino acids. Gene Ontology annotation, cellular component: postsynaptic membrane. The transcript is spliced from 11 exons.
ACUCCUCGCUCGGUUCAACAUGGACUCACUGAAGGUUCUGCUCGUCCUCGCAGUCACCGCCGUCACAGUGAAAGGUAACCUGGAACUAUGAAGACAUAGUCAUUCACUCAAGUCAAGGUUGGCAAUACACAGUUUCUGUUCAAGGACCAGCGCAGCGCAGACUGUACAAGGAUCUGAUGACGGGCUACAACCCACUGGAGAGACCAGUCGUCAAUGACUCUCGGUCUCUCACGGUUCACUUGGGCUUAAGCCUCAUGCAGAUCAUGGAUGUGGAUGAGAAGAACCAGGUUUUGACAACCAACAUUUGGCUACAACUGUACUGGGAUGAUUCUUAUCUCCAGUGGAAUACAUCAGACUAUACAGGUGUGACCAAUGUGAGAUUUCCUGACCAUCUCAUUUGGAAGCCAGACAUCCUGCUGUAUAACAGUGCUGAUGAAAGAUUUGAUGCUACGUUCCACACCAACAUUUUGGUCAACUCUUCGGGCUCCUGUUCCUACUUACCUCCAGGGAUCUUUAAGAGCACCUGCUACAUCGAUGUGCGCUGGUUCCCCUUUGAUGUCCAGAAAUGUGAACUGAAGUUUGGCUCCUGGACAUACGGGGGCUGGUCUCUGGACUUGAAGAUGUUGGAGGCGGAUAUCACAGGUUACAUCGCCAACGGAGAGUGGGAUCUUGUCGAGGUUCCAGGACGGAAGAAUGAGCGUUUCUACGACUGCUGUAAGGAGCCGUACCCUGAUGUCACCUUCACCGUGGUGAUGCGGAGACGAACCCUCUACUACGGCCUCAACCUGCUCAUCCCGUGUGUCCUGAUCUCCACUCUGGCCCUGCUCGUCUUCCUCCUGCCUGCUGACUCUGGGGAGAAGAUCUCACUGGGCAUUACGGUUCUGCUCUCCCUGACUGUCUUUAUGCUGCUGGUUGCAGAGAUUAUGCCGGCCACAUCGGACUCGGUGCCUUUAAUAGCUCAGUACUUUGCCACCACCAUGGUCAUUGUUGGUCUCUCAGUAAUUGCUACAGUUCUGGUUUUACAAUAUCACCACCAUGACCCUGAUGGAAGCAAGAUGCCGAAGUGGACUCGUGUGAUCCUACUGAACUGGUGCGCCUGGUUCCUGCGCAUGAAGCGCCCAGGUGAGGAUCGGGUACGUUCAGCCUGUCACAACAAGGCUCCACGGAACAGCCUGACCAGCAUGGAUCUCAAUGCUAGCGCCUCAGCCCCCCAAUCCACCAAUGGCAACAUGCUCUGUGUUGGCCUCCGUGGUCUGGAGAGCAUCCACUACUCGACAGUUGCCACCUCGUCUGAAUCUGGGGUCCUCUGUGGACGGCUGGUUGGACGAGUAGGUGAGGAUGAGAUUCUCCUCCCCGCUGGCCAGGGCCCCUCAGCGGGCAGCUUGGAACCAGAGAUGGCCAAGAUCCUGGAAGAGGUGCGUUACAUUGCCAAGCGCUUCCGCGACCAAGACGAGGACGUGUCAGUGUGCAACGAGUGGAAAUUUGCUGCGUCUGUCAUCGACAGGCUUUGUCUCAUGGCUUUCUCAGUCUUCACUAUCCUCUGCACCAUUGGGAUCCUCAUGUCAGCACCCAACUUUGUAGAGGCCAUUUCCAAAGACUUUUUCACUUAAAGGCUUUAUCAAUGACAGCAUAAACCAAUCUCUUUCAUCACAGAGUAGCCAUUUGUAAACUCAUGGGGCGGUAAUUUGGUUACAAUUAAGUCUGCUAUAUGGGGCUUGUAUGUCACCAAAUAUUUAACCAUACUUAAAGCAAAGUCAAAUUAAGGACUUCAGGUAAAGUGUUUGUAAUGCAUAAAUAUAAUUUAUGGCUUGCAUUAUGGUGAGGUGAAAUUACCAGCCUUUGACUUUUAUAUUCCACAGUCUAAUGGCAUAUUAAAGAAAAACAUCUACAAUUGACCCUCUUGUACUGUUUUAACAUAAAAAAUACUAAGUAUUGUUUAGCUGUUGUAAUUUUCUAACCUACAAUGAAUACAACUGUGUAUUGUUAUGGGAUGUUGCCUGUGCGUUACUGUUCAUUACAAUGCAUCUAUUCUCACUAAAAUCUACUUGAAAUGUAUUUGUUGCAUCACAUGAAUACUUGUAUAUCCAAAACAGUUAUGUGAUGUUGUAAGUUGCCUUUCUAUUAAUACAAGUUAUAUUGUCAUUAGCACAA